Messenger RNA from Desarmillaria tabescens, 1699 nucleotides. Its product is annotated as aldehyde dehydrogenase. Lineage: Eukaryota; Fungi; Basidiomycota; Agaricomycetes; Agaricales; Physalacriaceae. Gene Ontology annotation, molecular function: aldehyde dehydrogenase (NAD+) activity. The transcript has 15 exons. The record is from RefSeq and is a predicted model, not a curated record. The coding region runs from base 1 to 1407 and encodes 468 amino acids.
AUGCCUCUGCACUUCUCUCACAAGUUUGAUACGCCUGUUUAUAAGGGAACGACGUCUUUUUCAACAGAGCUGUUUAUUAACGGACAGUUCGUUGAUGGAUCUGAUGGCACUACGAUUGAGCAAGACGUUGAUAUAGCCGUGGACUGCGCACAGAAGGCUUUCGAUACCACAUGGGGUCUCAAGGCUUCGGGAUCGUUUCGCGCUGACCUGAUGCAGAAGCUUGCCAAUGCUAUGGUUGAGAAUAGAGAUGAGCUGUGCGCUUUGGAGGCUCUGGAUAACGGCAAGACCUAUGCCUGGGCACAGCGUGCAGAUCUGCCACUAUCCAUCGAUAUUGAAGGUAAAGUCAUCGAAACGGAUGAGGGUCGACUUACGUAUACCAGGCAUGAACCUAUCGGAGUUGUUGGUCAGAUCAUUCCAUUUCUCAUGAUGGUCAUGAAACUUGGUCCUGCGCUCGCCACUGGAAAUUGUAUUGUCAUGAAGACAUCGGAAUUUACCCCGUUAUCAGCGCUGCGAAUCUGUACCCUCAUUCAGGAAGUAGGCUUCCCUCCCGGGGUCGUCAAUGUACUUACCGGUUAUGGAGAGACCGUCGGCGAGGCGAUAUCAAUGCACAUGAGAAUUGAAAAGGUCGCUUUCACGGGGAGUGUCCUCGUCGGUCAUAAGAUCAUGGUAGCUGCAGGAAAGAGUAAUCUUAAGAAAGUUACUCUGGAACUCGGUGGAAAGAGUCCAAAUAUUAUUUUCAAUGACGCAGAUUUAGAACAAGCUGUCAACUGGUCGUUCCACGGCAUUUAUUGGAAUCAUGGUCAGGCUUGUUGUGCUGGCUCUAGGAUAUUUGUGCAAUCCGGGAUCUACGGCGAGUUCCUCAAAAGGUUCACUGAGAAGAGCAAGGCGAUCAAAGUUGGCGACCCUUUCGAUGAAGACUCAUUCCAGGGACCGAUGGUUUCCAAGAGGCAAUUCGAUCGUGUGAUGAACUUCAUCGAUUUGGGAAAAAACCAAGGCGCUACGAUCCAUCUUGGCGGAGAACGUCACGGCGCUAAAGGGUACUUCAUUCAGCCAACCAUAUUCACCGACACGACACCCGAUAUGGACAUCGUACAAGAGGAAAUAUUCGGACCUAUCAGCUGUAUCAUCAAGUUUGAAGACGAAGAGGAUGUCGUCCGACAAGCCAAUGAUACAUUCUACGGAUUGGCCGCAGCGGUAUUCACCAAAGACAUCACUCGCGCUCUUGAGACUGCGCAUAAUCUGAAAGCUGGGACGGCCUGGGUCAAUUGUUACAAUGUCGUCCAUGCUAAUGUGCCUUUCGGAGGAUUCAAACAGUCCGGAUUUGGGCGGGAAUUUAGUGAAUAUGCGCUUCAAAAUUACACCAACGUCAAGUCUGUGAAUAUUAACCUGUGUCAUAAGAUGCACUGAGAGUCAUUGCUGUGUACUCGCACGGCUGAGGGGCGUGUCUUGUGGAGCGGUUCCGUAAAGAUAGGUACGAAGCCGCACACGGUACCAACACCAACACCAGCACCAACACUUCAAUCAGUUGCAAUAGAAUAUGGAUCAUAGCCUGUUGUAAAUCAUGAUGAACGCCGGCUUUUCCUGCUCUGCUACAAGUCCUGAUCGAUGAACCUGAACGACCUCCAAAGGAAAUUGUUGUGUUAUCUGAAUAAAGGUAAUAUCCAGGGUGCAAGGAUUGCAAGGUUCAGCAUAUUUUUAC